AUGACCAAGAUCGACAUUCAAGCUGAACAGAAGGCUUUCGAGCAGGAAGUCAAGGAGAUUGAACAAUGGUGGUCCGAGCCCAGAUGGAAGGCCACCAAGCGUAUCUACACUGCCGCUGAGAUUGCUAAGAAGAGAGGUACCAUCCCCUCUGCUUUCCGUUCUUCCGUCCAGGCCAAGAAGCUCUACAAGCUCCUCGAGGACCACUGGGCUAACAAGACUGCUUCUUUCACCUACGGUGCCCUCGACCCCGUCCAGGUCACACAGAUGGCCAAGUACCUCGACACUGUCUACGUCUCCGGCUGGCAAUCUUCUUCUACCGCUUCUACCUCCAACGAGCCCUCUCCCGAUCUCGCUGACUACCCUAUGGACACUGUCCCCAACAAGGUUGAGCACCUCUGGUAUGCUCAGCUUUUCCACGACAGAAAGCAACACGAGGAGCGCAUGAACCUCACCCCUGCUCAGCGUGCCGAGCUCCCCUACACUGACUACUUGAGACCUAUCAUUGCCGAUGCCGACACUGGCCACGGUGGUCUCACUGCUGUUUUCAAGCUUACCAAGAUGUUCAUUGAGCGUGGUGCUGCCGGUAUCCACGUUGAGGAUCAGGCCCCUGGUACCAAGAAGUGCGGCCACAUGGCCGGUAAGGUCUUGGUUCCCAUCCAGGAGCACAUUUCUCGUCUCGUUGCCAUCCGUGCUUCCGCUGACGUUUUCGGCUCUGACCUCCUUGCUGUUGCCAGAACCGACUCUGAGGCUGCCACCCUUAUUACCUCCACCAUUGACUACAGAGACCACUAUUUCAUUGUUGGCUCCACCAACCCUGAUCUCCCUCCCUUGAUUGAGCUCACCACCGCUGCUGAGGAGCGUGGUGCCUUUGGCGCUGAGCUCCAGAAGAUUGAGGAAGACUGGGUUGCCAGUGCUGGCCUUAAGCUCUUCUCUCAGGCUGUCAUUGAUGAGAUCAAUGCCGGCUCUUACCCCAACAAGGCUGCUCUCAUUGCUGAGUUUACCUCCAAGGUUGGUCCUCUCACCAACACCCCUAACAAGGAAGCCCGUGCUCUUGCCCGCAAGCUCCUUGGCAAGGAUAUUUACUUCAACUGGGAGGCUCCCCGUGUCCGUGAGGGCUACUACAGAUACCAGGGUGGCACUCAGUGCGCUGUCAACCGUGCUCGCGCCUACGCUCCCUACGCUGACCUCAUCUGGAUGGAGUCUAAGCUCCCUGAUUACGCUCAGGCUAAGGAGUUUGCUGACGGUGUCCGUGCUGCCUAUCCUGACCAGUGGCUCGCUUACAACCUUUCUCCUUCCUUCAACUGGACCAAGGCUAUGUCCCCCUCUGAUCAGGAGACUUACAUCUCUCGUCUCGCCAAGCUUGGUUAUGUCUGGCAAUUCAUCACUCUUGCUGGUCUCCACACCAACGCUCUCAUUUCUGACACUUUUGCCAAGGGUUACAGCCAGAUUGGCAUGAAGGCUUACGGUUCUUUCAUCCAGCAGCCUGAGAUUGACAAUGGUGUCGAUGUUGUUAAGCACCAGAAGUGGUCCGGUGCCGAGUACAUUGACAACAUUCUUAAGAUGAUUACUGGUGGUGUUUCUUCCACUGCUGCCAUGGGUGCCGGUGUCACUGAGGACCAGUUCAAGAGCAAGAUCUAA
Molecule: messenger RNA, 1638 nt
Organism: Magnusiomyces paraingens
Lineage: Eukaryota; Fungi; Ascomycota; Dipodascomycetes; Dipodascales; Dipodascaceae
Exons: 1
Coding region: 1-1638 (545 amino acids)
Biological process (GO): carboxylic acid metabolic process
Molecular function (GO): isocitrate lyase activity
Source: RefSeq, a predicted model, not a curated record